Messenger RNA from Closterium sp. Naga37s-1, 1536 nucleotides. The record is from the annotation of a GenBank genome assembly. Lineage: Eukaryota; Viridiplantae; Streptophyta; Zygnematophyceae; Desmidiales; Closteriaceae.
AUGACCGCUUCUUCCGCUUCCCAAGGCUCUCCGCUGCUGCGCAUCGCGCGGAAUGUCCUAAACCUAGGAACCAUCGGUCUAGCUUACGUUCUGAUAGAGUUCGUCUGCACGCGCACAGACUGGCUUCCCCCGCGCAUCGCGGCGAAAUUCCCGUUGGCUCUAUGGGCGUUCCUCGGAAUUGUCGGCGUCGUUCAGAGCCAGCGUUACCGGCAUUUCGCGGAUGAGUUUCGCAACGUGCCCAAGUUCCUGGCGUGCCUCGGAUUUAUGCUGCUUGCUUUCGUCGUGGAGGUGAUUGCGGUGCAGUUCGUCACAGUCGUUCUCGGCCUCGACUGGCACAAAACCGUCACGUCUCUCCCUGACACGGGCCAGUGGAUUUUCCUCGGCCUCAACAACCACCUCCCCGCGCCCCUCACCGCGAUCCUCCGCGCGCCCAUCGUGGAAAUGCAUGAUUUCAUCAUGCUCUUUAUGCUGCUCGCCUUCUCCGUUCUCGUCGGCGCGAUUCCCGGCCCGGGCAUGGCGCUCGGCUCACGCUACGUCUUCAGCAUCGGGCUGAGCCGAAUUUUCCGCGUUGCCACGUUUGCGUCUACGAUUCUGCCCGCGCCGCGGCCGUGGUGUGCGGAGUCGCGGUUUGGAGACACGUGUCCCCGGCACCCGCAUCCCUGGGCGGCCAAGUACCUGACGCCGUAUAGCGACAAUCCCGACCUGUUGCAUCAGCUGAUUUCCACGGAUACUGCUUUUGCGGCCUCCCCAGUCGUUUCGCCCAAGUUCUGCUCAGUUUCUGCUCGGACUUUGGGUGUGCUGGAGGGGCUGGUGGCCCUCCUGCCUCCCAUGGACCCAGCUAUCCUUAUGAGCUAUCCGCCCGAGUUCCGCCCUGACUGGGGCUCGCUGCAAUUUCUGGUGGACUUCUUGCGUCCCAUGGACGCCCGCGUUCAUGACGGUGCUGCUGCCUCCUCUGGAGCUUUCAGCAGCUUCGUCGUCCGCCCCUACGGUGGCUGCAACGACCUUGCCUUCAGUGGUCAUAUCGUCGUUGCAGCGCUCACGGCUUGCGCCUGGCAGGAGGCUCACCGAGGGUGGGGGUCUGCCAUGGUGUGGGUGCUGGUGAUGCACGCCGCUCAAAGGGACAUCCGAGAGAGAUCGCACUACUCGGUUGAUGUCAUUAUCGCUCUCUACCUCGCUCCACUCCUCUGGCAAAUCACCCGGUUCCUUUGGUCCCGGCCCGCUCCCCCUCCGUCCCGAAAAAAGCUUAUGGGAUUGGCUCUUGCUGAUAGAGAGGCUGAGCUGGUUAAGGCUGUUAAGGAGGGGGAUCUUGAUAGGGUGAAAUGGACGGUUGAGAUGGCUCGGCGUGAGGCGGAUGCGAAGGAAAAGGGGGGAGAGGUGGAGGGAGGUGUGGAAGCGGGGAACGCGGAGAGGCGUACCGUUACGCAGCGGUAUUUGGCUCACCUCGGAACUGUGCUGAUUUUGACCAUGUUGGGGGUGGUUCUGGUGGCGAUUCUGGUGUCGGAUGAAGGGCAUAAGGCUGUUCUUGAAAAGAAGUAG